Molecule: messenger RNA, 1284 nt
Organism: Lodderomyces theae
Lineage: Eukaryota; Fungi; Ascomycota; Pichiomycetes; Serinales; Debaryomycetaceae
Exons: 1
Coding region: 1-1284 (427 amino acids)
Biological process (GO): Golgi organization
Cellular component (GO): Golgi apparatus
Molecular function (GO): protein binding
Source: RefSeq, a predicted model, not a curated record
AUGUUUUCAUUCGCCAAGAAGUUGGUCGAUCGGUUCGAAGGCCACACUACUCAGGAGGCAUCUCUACAUGACUCGUACUACAAGAAUGCAACGCAGAUUAACAACAGAGGGUUUGCCCUUCGAGUCUUGUACGUGCAACCACAUUCAGCGGCACAUUCCAAGGGGUUUGAGGCGUGGUUUGACUAUAUUAUCAAAAUCAAUUCACACGAAUUGCCAAUGCAGUAUCCAGUAUCCAACUUCCCCUACUCAGUUAAUGAGGAUGGGAGCAUAAACUAUGGUUCCAACAUUUCGUCCGAACAAGCAUCUGCAGUUAAUUUUGAAGUAUUAUCACAAGAAUUGCUGACCUUGGCAAAAACAAAACAAGAGCUUUUACUUGAUGUGUGGAACGCCAAGGGCGGAGUUGUGCGACAAAUAAGCAUCCCAUUGGAUGAGUUUAGCCUGGAAAAGGAGGAGGAGAAGAAGAAGAAGAAGGCGGAAGAAGAGAGCAACCAUGACGCCUCUACUAUAAAGUUGUUUGCUGCCACGUUCAAACAGAUUGGAUUAACAGUUGAAUCUCAACAUUUGAGCACCGCCACCCAUGUGUGGAGGAUCUUAAAUACCCACCCGGGAUCUCCUGCCUUCAGAUCCCAGUUGGUUCCACAAUCUGAUUUCAUUAUAGGGUGUGACUCCGCUUACGUCACUGAUGAGACUGGAAAGGGAUUACUUACCAAAGGAGGUGAAUCCCUUUUGUCCAAUACAGUGUCAAACUACUACAACUACUACCACAAUCAAACACAGGAAGAAUAUAUCCCUAUAACCCUUUAUGUGUACAAUCAUGAUUACGACAUUUUGCGCCCCGUGACCGUGAACUUGUCGCGAAAUUGGGGGACUGGCCACAACCGGGGUAUUCUUGGAUGUGACGUCGGCUAUGGUCUCCUUCAUCGUAUUCCAGAAGUCAUUGGUAAGUUCGACGACAACUCAGUGGUUGAUGAUGUGUUGUUUGAGAGUAAACAAGAUGUCGCAUACCAAACGGAUUCUACGUUGACACCUCAAGCUUUCGACACCAAUGCAAACUUUAUCAACACGGCGCCCCCACCAAUGGGAUCAGUCUUGCCACCAUCAUCUGUAUCACCACAUACGUCAAAAACGUCUGGUCGAAAAAAGAAACAUGUCUCUGCGCUUAAUGUUGAAGACUCCUUGAGUGAUUAUAUGAAUGAGGAGUUGGAAAAGUCAAAGAAAUUGGAUGAUAGUUCAAAGCCUAAAACUUCAACAGCGACUGUACCUCCCCCACCAACUAGUAAAUAA